Messenger RNA from Phytophthora infestans T30-4, 1488 nucleotides. RefSeq lists its product as uncharacterized. The record is from RefSeq and is a predicted model, not a curated record. Lineage: Eukaryota; Oomycota; Peronosporomycetes; Peronosporales; Peronosporaceae. Gene Ontology annotation, cellular component: intracellular membrane-bounded organelle; membrane. The transcript has a single exon. Bases 1 to 1488 code for a protein of 495 amino acids. Gene Ontology annotation, molecular function: heme binding.
AUGCCGUGGAACGCGAACAACAACCCGGCGGGCGAGAUCCGCGCGCCCGCCAUGGCAGCGGCGCUCCGUCUCAAGCAACAGCAACAAGGUGCCAAGGAUGCGGCCGCGGCUUGGACGCGCUCACUAUGUGUCGAGGAGCUGGACGAGCUGGACAUUGCCCACGAGCAAUUGACAUCAUUGCGUCAUUGCGCUCUGGUGCAUCCAGAAGACUUCCCCGCCGAGGCCACAGGGACCGACGGUGCAGCUCUACUUCAUCCUAGACUACACGCCCAAUUCGUAGUAUCUGUACGGCCGCAUGAGGCUAUUCCUCGUGGCUCUAUUGCCCUGUCACAACCGCAAAUGAUCAACCUGGAGUUGUGCAGGUUCCAAACGGAAAAUUGGACGCUCUUUACGGAACGAAUACCCAUUGUCAAUGCUGUGGCAAUUGAAAUUCGCCCAAUGUUAGAGGCAAGUGACGACGAGGAUAGUGAUGAGGACGAAAAAAUGGUUCUUGCACCUGUUCCGAUUGUGACUGAUGCCAAGGAUUUUGCAGCAGCAUUCGCCAAGUUUACAUGGCAACGAGUACUAACCGAGCACGAACGCUUGGUGAUGCCUUACAAAGAUGGCCAGCUCUACUUUGUCCGCGUACUGGAAAUCGAUGCCGAAGACGAGGAAGAGACGGAGCUCACCAUGCCGGACUCGUACCGCGGUCGUGUGGACGAAGACGCUCAAGUGUUCGUGUCGUCCGAAGGAGGUCAAUCUCCAGCUUUCGAGCUGUUAAAUGCCACGCCAAUAAAUGCUGCUGGUCUGGCGUCGAUGCGCUCAGAUGUCGUCACGGUACUCACGAACGACGAGGAGGAAUUCCCCGUCAAGAAGAAACUGCUGUUCCCUUGCAUCAAACUGUCGUCGGCUGUGCUAUCAGGCAAGGGAGUGCAUAAAGACGCAUCCUCUACAAUCGAAGUGGACGUGGACUGCUGCACCUUUGACCGUGUGCUGUUGUAUCUUGAGCACGAAGCACGCAAUGACGGCACUGAAUUCAACUUCGAUCCUUCAGUCACAGACAAUCUGCUAGCUGCUGCUAUCACGGUGGGAUGUAUCGGGUUACAGGAGGUCUGUCAACGGCGCUUUGGCGAGUUCGCGACACGUGUGCGUAACGAAGCGAUUCGCUGGGCUGAAGUCGUUCGGCGUAAUGAAGCGGGCGAGGUGUGGCUUGUCAUGCAAGGCAUGGUAUUGGACAUUACGCGGUGGAUCCCAGAGCACCCUGGUGGCUCCGAGUUAAUCGCUCAGGAGGCUAUGAAUGUGGACUCGACCGUCAUGUUCGAGAUCUACCACGCCAGUCGCCAGUCGUUCCGCUACCUCAAGCAGUUCUACAUGGGAGAACUCUCCGAGUUUGACAUUGCUGUGAUGCCCAAGUCGAAAGAACAACCGUCUGAAGCUUUUAUCCAGGAACUACAACAGUACACAACGUGGCGCAUUAAACCGCAGGAACACACGUUCAAAAGUUUUUAG